AUGCCAUCGGCGCAAGCAAAAGGUAGGGAGCCUGAAGUGAUAGUUAUCUCGUCGUCUACUUACUCUGAGUUAAAUAGUGUGACCGCAAGUAUCCCUGUUGCAAUUGUGUCAAGCGAUUCUCCACAGAACCUUUGCCAGUAUGAAGACGAACUAAAGGGGCGCCAAGUCAUUCGAAGACGCCCCUGCGAGAGUGAUUUCUCCGAAAGCAGCGGGGGCACUGAUCUUGUCCAAGUUUGCCAGCCUGCUGAUCAGAAAAAUGAUCGGUCCGGCAAGUAUGAAGACAAACUACGUGACCUCGGAUACUCUAGUCACGGCAAUUACAACUCCAUGAGCCUACUGCGUGCGGUCGAUCCGCACGGCGAUCACGCCAUGAGUUCAUCCAGCACUCGUACCACGAAUCAGACCAGUUUCGGAAACGAUGCAAACCGCAAGUAUAGAGAAGCAGUCCGCCAGCUGCCUUCACAGGCCUGUAUGGAGUCCUUGGUCCAAACUUUCUUCUCUGAAAUCAAUUGGCAGUACGACCUGAUUGACGAGAAGUCGUUCAAGGAUCAAAUGGUCGCAUGGAAAGGGAUCUCUUACUCUGACCUUCAAGCAGACGUUGGAAGCUUAGCGCUCGAAACCUUCGUAUUCCCAGCAUUGCUAUUUCAAGUCCUCGCACAGGCCCUUCUUUUUCAUCCCCCUGAUGAUCCAACCAUUAGUUCUCUCAUCACCAUGGCUGGUAUGACCUUCCAUGAUCUUGGAGGUGAAUAUAGUGAGACAGGUGCUGAUUUACUCGCACGACUGGAGAAAAAGAAUAUAACACUAUCUGCGGUACAAGCAGGCUUGCUACGAGCCUCAUUCUUGAAAAGCAGUGGUAAAGUGAUUGAAGCAUGGCAUACAAUUGGCGCAGUAAUUCGCGAUGCACAGGAUAUUGGCCUACAUACCGGAAGAGCUGUAUCUGAUCGAUCUCCAAUGGAACCGAAUUGCAAGGGUGAGGGUGCUAGCCUUGCGGGCCAUAGAGCAUGGGUGGUUUUGCAUAUUUGGGAUGUCCACAUGGCUGCCUCCGAGACUGAUCCUCCCCGGCCAUUUGAUAUCAUCCUUGCCGGCUACAAUGUAGCCUACCGAUACUUCAAGGACAUUCACCAACUUGAAAAUAACAGCGCGCACUCAAAAGACUAUUCGAUUGUUGAAAGCCUCGGCACCGCAAUCAAAGAAAACCUAGAGCUUUUACCCUCUUGGUGUCGUCUGGAAUACCCAGAUAAGAAAUUCGACCAGUUACUCGGCUGUCAAUGGCUGCCUGUUGCUAGAGACGGGCUAUCAUCGCUCAUCCACUUCGUUAUUCUCGCCCUUCAUCGGCCCUUCAUAUUCUCGGUUGCCAACAGUCGCGUGGAGGCCCUAAAGGCUGGUAUAUCUAUUCUUCACGCACAAGAACGACUGUUUGAACAGUUAGAGCCACGCCAGCGUAAAGUAUUCAAUUUUGUCUAUGCUUCUUUCGACGCGAUUGUCCUUAUCACAGCACUCUGCCUUGCUUUUCCGGACGAAAUUCCGGAGCAAAGGUCAGAGUGUAUUGACGUUAUUGAAAAGGGUAUAAAAAGGCUGGGUAUAAUCGGCGAGUCCAAUAUUAUGGCAAGGUCAGCACAUGGUGUUGUGUACAGCUUGUACUAUCGCUUAAGACAUCGCCUUGGCAUCUUCGAACCCGCUCGAGAUGCUGCUACAGCAACUUUUACCAACCCAAUUGGAACUCCUUCCAGCAAUGAAAACAUCGCGCCGUCGGAAUUAUCUUUCCACGCCGUGUUACCUCCAUGUCCUACGCAUGAUCUAUUCUUCGACCAUCUCUCAACGACACCAAUACCAUAUACAGAUACAUUACAGAAUUAUCUAUUGGACCCACUCACGGCGAACACUGCGGAUGGAUUGAUUUUCGAAGGUGAUUUCUCAGAUAACAGCUUUUGGGGUUUGAUGAACGGACUUGGCCAUUGA
Molecule: messenger RNA, 1959 nt
Organism: Penicillium cosmopolitanum
Lineage: Eukaryota; Fungi; Ascomycota; Eurotiomycetes; Eurotiales; Aspergillaceae
Product: fungal specific transcription factor domain-containing protein
Exons: 3
Coding region: 1-1959 (652 amino acids)
Cellular component (GO): nucleus
Source: RefSeq, a predicted model, not a curated record